Messenger RNA from Glycine soja, 2411 nucleotides. RefSeq lists its product as uncharacterized. NCBI's taxonomy places the organism in Eukaryota, Viridiplantae, Streptophyta, Magnoliopsida, Fabales, Fabaceae. Bases 885 to 2219 code for a protein of 444 amino acids. Gene Ontology annotation, biological process: lipid catabolic process. The record is from RefSeq and is a predicted model, not a curated record. The transcript has 5 exons.
AGGUUGUGACUUUUCCAUAGUGCCAUCACCCACCUCCAAUGGUGCAAAAUGUAAAAGCCAAUCUCCACGUGCUUUAUCAGACUUCGACUCGUAGUUCUGACUCUGGCCCUUUGCUUCGAAACAGUUACAUCCACAAUUCUGCAAUAAUAUUAUAGUACCAAUCCAAUAAUAAACCUCAGAAGCUCUUUUGAGGACUCUUUUUCACACUAUUACAAUCUAUGACUCUGUCCCAUUAAUCAAAAUGUCUUUUUUGGAGUUUUGGCUUCAUUAAUCCUUAAUCCCCGUUGAAUUUCGGUACUGGGUGUCUUUCCUUUUCCCCUUUCUUUCCUUGUUCCGUGUGGGUCCUUUGACCAAUGCAAAAUUUGUGAUCUGGAUCAAUGAUCACCUUUCAGUCACAAUUUUGAUGUUUUUUUUUAGUUCCAGUGCAUGUAAUUUUUUGUGAGUUCACUGGAUUCUCCAUUUUGUGUACUAAUUUCUACCAUCCCCUCUUGAUAUGCCUCCGUUUUUUCUAGAAGAUUCAACUGUUCUAGCUAGGAAGUUGCAGUUUUUGUUUAUUUCCACUAGGUUCUUUGUUGGUCACCGUGGUUAUGGUAGUUACUAGUUAGUUAAUUGUGGGUAUUUGCAGUCAUCUAUCCAAAAUUGUAUAUCUGCUGCUACAAUAAGUCAACACUAGAUCCAUGAUUGUUUACAAUCUGUAUAUUGAUAAUCUGCUUGUUGUACAAGGAAGAGAUUGUACCCCUUUUUAAGUUUAAGCUUCAAUUUUCCACUCUGUGUUCAUAUUUGUUGCUACUGUAUAAGAAAGUCAUUGUCCUUGAGAGGAAAUUUGUGCAAAACUUAUAUUGGUUUGCGGCCUAUACUGCUUAGCAGCAUAGGCUGUAGACACAAUGUCAAUCCUGUGUGGCCUUCCUCUUGUGGAGUGCGUGUACUGUCUGGCUUGUGCUCGUUGGGCUUGGAAAAGAUGUCUUCAUACUGCAGGCCAUGACAGUGAGAAUUGGGGCUUUGCCACGGCGGAAGAAUUUGAGCCUAUACCACGCCUUUGUCGCUAUAUUUUAGCUGUGUAUGAAGAUGAUCUUCGCCACCCCCUUUGGGCACCUCCUGGCGGCUAUGGAAUUAGCCCUGAUUUGUUACUUCUCAAAAAGACAUACGAAGAUACCCGUGGUAGGGCGCCACCCUAUAUACUGUAUCUUGACCAUGAGCAUGAAGAUAUAGUUUUUGCCAUCAGGGGUCUAAAUUUGGCAAAGGAGAGUGAUUAUGCGGUUCUGUUGGACAAUAAAUUGGGGAAGAAAAAGUAUGAUGGGGGCUAUGUUCACAAUGGGUUGUUGAAAGCUGCUGGAUGGGUUUUGGAUUCGGAAUGUGAAGUUUUGAGGGAGUUGGUGGCGAAGCAUCCAAAUUACACUCUGACUUUUGUUGGACAUUCCCUUGGAGCUGGUGUAGCAGCUAUGCUGACAAUGGUGGUGGUGCAGAAUCGAGAUAGACUAGGAAAUAUUGAUAGGAAGAGGGUUAGGUGUUACGCCAUUGCACCUGCUAGGUGCAUGUCACUGAAUCUGGCUGUCAGAUAUGCAGAUGUCAUCAACUCUGUUGUGCUGCAGGAUGAUUUCUUACCAAGGACAGCCACUCCAUUGGAAGAUAUAUUCAAGUCUCUUUUCUGUUUGCCAUGCCUAUUGUGCUUGAGGUGCAUGAGGGAUACAUGUAUUCCAGAGGAGAAGAUGCUCAGAGAUCCCAGGAGACUCUAUGCACCCGGUCGCCUUUAUCACAUUGUUGAGAGGAAGCCUUUUAGAAUGGGAAGGUUUCCCCCAGUAGUGAGGACAGCAGUGCCAGUAGAUGGAAGGUUUGAGCAUAUAGUCCUUUCUUGUAAUGCCACAUCUGAUCAUGCCAUCAUUUGGAUAGAGAAAGAAGCCCAAAGAGCUCUGGAUUUGAUGAUGGAGAAAGAUCAACCCAUGGAACCCCCUGCCAAGCAAAAGAUGGAGCGUCAGGAAACGCUAACUAGACACAAUGACGAAUAUAAAGCUGCAUUACAAAGGGCCAAAACAUUAGAUGUUCCACAUGCUUAUACACCGCCAUCAGAGUAUGGCACUUUUGAUGAUGAGGGAGAUGAGAACUCAACAAGAUCUCAGGGUGAGUCUUCUAAUAAAAGUUCAGUGGAUGAAAGCUGGGAUGCAUUGAUUGAGCGUCAUUUUGAUAAGGACGAGCAUGGCCACACUGUGCUCAAGAAAGAAUGAUUAAAUAACUAGUUUUUGCAGACUUGAGGAUAUAUAUACACUGUAAAAAGCAAAAUUCGUUCAUUCUUAUUGUAACCCAGAUGGAACUUGAAAUGGGGAAGGAUAAAUUGUUCCAUGUUAAUGGGAACCAGGAUUGAUUCUUAUAAUGAAAUAAAUAAUCAACAUUUAAAAAUGGCUUAACAAUCCAUUAAA